Mandrillus leucophaeus (drill) is the source of this 1942-nucleotide messenger RNA. It is a transcript of the gene MAL, whose product is annotated as mal, T-cell differentiation protein. Gene Ontology annotation, cellular component: membrane. NCBI's taxonomy places the organism in Eukaryota, Metazoa, Chordata, Mammalia, Primates, Cercopithecidae. The coding region runs from base 1 to 1398 and encodes 465 amino acids. Gene Ontology annotation, biological process: myelination. Gene Ontology annotation, molecular function: structural constituent of myelin sheath. The transcript has 11 exons. The record is from RefSeq and is a predicted model, not a curated record.
AUGUCCAAGGCGAUCAGGGUGGAGCACCACUUCCAUGGGUGUGGAGCAUGGCGCAGGUCCCUCGUGGUCUCUCAUCGAUUUGGAAGGCUCCAGAUUGCCUUUGACCCCCUGGUGAAAGGCUUGGUUCCCAGCACAGGAACGAGUUACCAGUGGGUUCAGAUUAAAGCUUUCAAAGGCGAUUUGUCAUCAGUGUCAGUGUGUCGGCUGCCGGAGCUAACCCGUCACCUCCACCGGGAAGCCCACCCUCCUAGCACCCUUUCCUGGCACUCAGAGCACAUCCUGCAGACCUUUGUUUUUUGUCUGUCUCGUGCCUACACCCUGAGUCUGCCCACAUCCCUGGCCCAGAUCAAGAACUCGGAGACAUUUGUUCUCAGCAAGCAUCGGUGGCUUACCCUGUAUUUUCAUGGAACCUCUCGGUUUCUGUUUAUCCUGCUGGGUAAGGCCACCGGUGUAGACGUGGAACUAGUGACCGACUGUCCUCUAGCUCGUGAGGGAGGCAGGUAUGAAGUCAGCAGUCACUUGGUCCCGCUGGCUGCGUGUGCUAUGGGAGAGAAGGCUUCCCUGGGGCUGAAGGCGGGCAAGGGCUGGUGUAAGAGCGUCCCUAGGAACGCCGUUCCUCAGAUGCUCCUGUGUUGGAGGCUCCAGAGAGAUGAGACACACUCACCCAGGACCCCUGAAUGGUGGGAUCCAAACGGGCCACUGUGCGGCUUCGACGGCGGAGAUAUUCUGUGCUGGAAGCUCAGAGCCCAGGCUGUGGCUGUGCCCAGCAAGAUGCACACAGGAGGCUGUGGCCAGCCCUCCACGUACCAACUUCCCCUCACUUUUCCUGCCCUUGAUUCCUCCUAUCAGUCACGUCUCAAGCCACACGGGAAGAAUGGAGUGGAGAUGACUCUGCAGACAGGAGCUGAGGGCCACCUUCUCAGAUUUGCCAUUUCCAGCCCAGUCACCCCGUGUGACCGCUGCUCCGGGGCCCUUCCUGGGCUGGGGCUCUCCUCUGGGCCGAAACUCACCCCUCCUCCUCCCCCGCAGAUCUUCGGGGGCCUGGUGUGGAUCCUGGUGGCCUCCUCCCUGGUGCCCUGGCCCCUGGUCCAGGGCUGGGUGAUGUUCGUGUCUGUGUUCUGCUUCGUGGCCACCACCACGUUGAUCAUCCUGUACCUAAUUGGAGCCCACGGUGGAGAGACUUCCUGGGUCACCUUGGACGCAGCCUACCACUGUACCGCUGCCCUCUUUUACCUCAGCGCCUCGGUCCUGGAGGCCCUGGCCACCAUCACGAUGCAAGACGGCUUCACCUACAGGCACUACCACGAAAACAUUGCUGCCGUGGUGUUCUCCUACGUAGCCACUCUGCUCUACGUGGUCCAUGCCGUGUUCUCUCUAAUCAGAUGGAAGUCUUCGUAAAGCCGCACAGAACUUGAGCUGAAAACCCAGAUGGUGUUAACUGGCCGCUCCACCUUCCGGCAUAACUUUUUAGAAAACAGAAACGCCCUGGAUGGUGGAAAAAAAGAAAACAACCCCUCACCCCCGCCCCCAACAACAACAACAAAAAAGCCCUGCCCUAUUGCUUGUGGGUGCUGCGUUUACUCUCCCGUGUGCCUUCGCGUCCGGGGCGGGAGCUCGCUGCGUCUAACCUCCGACUGCUGCGCUGUCUGCUAGGGUCACCUCCUGUCUGUGAAAGGGGAACUUCUUGUUUGGGGGUGGGAGGUGGGGACCUGACCUGAGAAGGAAACACAGAUCCCCUGCUGACCCCUGGACCAGCUCUCGAGAACUACCUGCUGGAAUUUUCCACAGGCUCUCCUGAGCGUCCCCUCCUGUGGCAUGUUUUAAGUCUUCACGGAUGUUCUGUGUGUCAUGGGGACUAAAACUCACCCCACAGAUCUUUCCAGAGGUCCAAGGUGGAAGAUGGUAACCCUGUGAAAUACUUUAUAAAGUGUCUUUAUGUUCA